CUCUGAAGAUCAGAGCCAGAAGGUGAACAUCGUUACAGGAUUCAUCAUGAUGUCUGAAAGUCCAGCAGGAUGCCGAGUGCUUCUCCUGGUCAUCGUCAUCCUGCUGUAUGUUGAAGGAAUAUUCUACAUUUUGUACACCCAGUCGCUGUCGUGUAAGAGCACACCCACAUUACACGGCAACAUCGCUAAAAAAGAUGAAGAAGCUCUACGAACUGCAAACCAGAUCCUGCAGGACCAGGACCAGGACCAGGACACGGUGGUGUUGGUGUGGAAGUGGCCGUUUGGACACGAGCUGAAGCCGAGUUCCUGCAGUGAGCUGUUCCACAUCACUGGUUGUCGCCUAACAGAUGACCGAGGCGAGUAUGAGGAAGCUCAUGCAGUCAUGUUCCACCACAGAGACAUCUACAGAAACCUCUCGGAGCUGCUGAGGAUGAGGAGACCACCGUUGCAGCAGUGGGUGUGGAUGAACAUGGAGUCUCCCGGGAAUUCUCUGAGACUGGCUUUGCUGGACGGCUUGUUCAACUUGACGGUGAGUUAUCGCAGAGAUUCGGACGUCUGGGUUCCUUACGGGAGAAUCGUCCCAGCAGCCAAGGAGCUCUGGACCUUUCAGAUUCCACCCAAGGACAAAUUAGUGUGCUGGAUCGUCAACAACUGGAAGUCGAACCUUAGAAGGGUCCAAUAUUUCAACAAAUUACGGAAACACAUCCGGGUUCAGGCGUACGGCGGGGCCUUUAAAAAACCCCUAAGUCUUGAAGAGUAUCAUAAAACCUUGUCCAGCUGUAAGUUCUACCUUUCAUUUGAGAACUCCGUCCACAAAGACUACUUCACAGAAAAGCUGUUUAACCCUCUGAUAUCUGGCACAGUUCCUGUGGUUCUCGGUCCACCCAGGGAGAACUACGAGGAAUUCAUUCCAGCAGAUUCAUUCAUUCAUGUGGACGACUUCAAAUCUCCUCAGGAACUGGCAGAACAUCUCAAAUUUCUGGACCAGAACCAGGAGGUUUAUGAACGCUACUUUACCUGGAGACAACACUUCACUGCUAAAGGUUCAUAUUUUGGUCUUGAACAGGCUUGUCGUAUUUGUGAUCAUAUAAAAAAACACAAAGACUACAGAGUGGUUAAAAAUCUCAGUAAAUGGUACUGGGGUUAGUUAGCAGGUCGCUAGCAGGAGAUCUGGGAAAGUGGAAUAUUGGAGGUAGGUCUUUUCUUUUUUGAAAAGACAAAAAAGCACAAAAAGUAAACAAAGAGUUUAAAAAUCACAAUAAAGGUAAACAGCUCUGGGGUUCGCUAGCAUUUCACUAAACAGAACAGUGAGAGAAUUUAAAAAUAAAU
Messenger RNA from Hemibagrus wyckioides, 1329 nucleotides. RefSeq names its product 4-galactosyl-N-acetylglucosaminide 3-alpha-L-fucosyltransferase 9-like. The record is from RefSeq and is a predicted model, not a curated record. The transcript has 2 exons. Gene Ontology annotation, cellular component: membrane. Bases 47 to 1147 code for a protein of 366 amino acids. Gene Ontology annotation, molecular function: alpha-(1->3)-fucosyltransferase activity. Lineage: Eukaryota; Metazoa; Chordata; Actinopteri; Siluriformes; Bagridae.